AUGGGGGUCACCAAGCAAAAGGAGGGGAACGCCGUGGGGGCGGUGGAGUGCUACGGGCGGGCGGCCAGGGACGGACACGCCAAGGCGCAGCACAACCUGGCUGCGAUCUUCGAGAAGGGGAUGCCGGGGGUGCUCAAGAAUGACGCCGAGGCCGUGCGAUUGUUCCGGCUGGCGGCGGAGCAAGGGCUGGCGGAAUCCUCCUACAGUCUAGCGAUGCACCUCAAGUUCGGACUCGGGAUCGAGCAGGAUGACGCGAAGUGCGUGUACUACCUGGAACAAGCUAGUGAGCAAGGCCUGGCGAAGGCAAUGUUCAACUUGGGGCUCAUGUACGAGAAGCGCCGCGGGGUUAGCUCGGACGCGCCGGAGGAGGACUUGCUGGAGGCCACCCGGGAGUGCUACGAAGCGGCUGCUGAGGCUGGGGUCACCAAGGCGAUGGUAAACUUGGGCGUGUUGUAUCUGUCGGGACGGCUACCUGGACGGGAGCAGAGCGAGGCGCUAGGAUACUUCAAGAUGGCAGCGGAUCAAGGAGACUUGUCGGGUGGGUCUCGGGUCUGUGUGCCAUGA
This is a messenger RNA of Ectocarpus sp. CCAP 1310/34, 564 nucleotides long. The record is from the annotation of a GenBank genome assembly. Lineage: Eukaryota; Phaeophyceae; Ectocarpales; Ectocarpaceae.